GGUUUUCUACCACAGAUGCUCGUCGAGGUCGGAAUUUCCAAAUACCUACGCUGUGACAUCUACUCAUCACGGUAUCCUCCAUGACGGUAUAUAGAGAACUACUCAUCACACACGCAUCACUGAAGAUUCACGGUCGCUGGCAUGGCCACGCUGGAUGAUAAGCUGCUGGGUGAGAAGCUGCACUACUACUGCAGCUCCAGCGAGGACGAGGCCGGCGCUGCCGACAGCGACCACGACCCGGCCGAGGACGGACCGGACGGCGCGCCGACCGGCGCCGGCGCGCCGCCGCCGCCGCCGCCACACGCCUGGAGCGGCGCCGCCGCCAAUACUGGGCCCAAGGGCGUCAUCAAAGACUGGCAGCGCUUCAAGCAGUUGGAGGCAGAGAAGAGAGCCAGCCAGUCUCUGGAGAAGAUGCAGCUGGCACAGAAGCUCUCUCUGACGUGCAGGUCGAACCUGGAUGAUGACAAGGAGCGGGCGGAGGAGAGCCGCCUGGAGGAGGAGCUCGGCCUGCUGGAGGACGACCACGUCCUGCGCGAGUUCAUCGAGCAGCGCAUGCGUGAAAUGGCCGCCGGGGGACCCCAACGACCGCAGUUCGGCCGCCUGGUGGCGCUACACACGGCCCAACAGUUCCUGGACGCUGUGGACCAGGAGCACCAGGAUGUCACCGUCAUCGUGCACCUGUACGACGAGCGCACUGCCAGCUGUCGCACGAUGAACGAUUGCCUGGCUACCAUCAGCCGUCUUCAGCCGCUCUACAAAUUCUGCAAGCUGCGCGCCUCAACGGCCGGGGUCAGCAAACACUUUAGCGAGACGGGCGUGCCGGCGCUCAUCAUCUACAAAGGCGGAGCGGUCAUUGGCAACUUCGUACGACUCGAGGACGAGCUGGGGGACGACUUUUGCUCCUCCGAUCUGGAGAACUUCCUCAUAGAACACGGCCUGAUGGCUGAUCGCAGCUGCGCACCGGCCUGCAUCCGCGACGGCGCCGACAGCGACAGUGACUAGCGGCCUGCCAGUCCGCGGCUCUGUCACACUGCCCGGGACCCUGUGAGACCGUCUGUGACUGUGGGACUGUAUGUGGCCCAGUCUGCGACCCUGCCGGUCUGUGCGGCCAGUGGCCACACGUUCCGGCGCCGGCGCUUCCCGGCCGGCUGUGACGUCACGGCGCGUCCCGGUCGGUUGUGACGUCACGGCGCGUCCCGGUCGGUUGUGACGUCACGGCGCCGCAGCCCGGCGGGGUUUCCUGUGAAUCACCUGGCAGGCCGCGCGGCGUGUGGCCGCCAGACCGCACUGCACUGACCGCACUGACCCCGCUCACCCGACCUGUCACUCGGCUGCAGCGUCAGUCGCCAGUGCGCAUCGCUUCCCUGUCUGUAAUCGCAUUGUCAUUGUAAGGUAGCUGACGUAUAAGCUGCUCAUAUUUCACCAUACAUAUGCAUUGUACAUUUA
Amphibalanus amphitrite is the source of this 1446-nucleotide messenger RNA. Its product is annotated as phosducin-like protein. Lineage: Eukaryota; Metazoa; Arthropoda; Thecostraca; Balanomorpha; Balanidae. The record is from RefSeq and is a predicted model, not a curated record. The transcript has 8 exons. Bases 142 to 1002 code for a protein of 286 amino acids. Gene Ontology annotation, biological process: regulation of G protein-coupled receptor signaling pathway.